This is a messenger RNA of Carassius auratus (goldfish), 1595 nucleotides long. RefSeq names its product chromosome 5 C11orf54 homolog (gene bkgd). Gene Ontology annotation, cellular component: nucleus. Lineage: Eukaryota; Metazoa; Chordata; Actinopteri; Cypriniformes; Cyprinidae. Gene Ontology annotation, molecular function: hydrolase activity, acting on ester bonds; zinc ion binding. The transcript is spliced from 8 exons. The record is from RefSeq and is a predicted model, not a curated record. Bases 87 to 1085 code for a protein of 332 amino acids.
AGUUUACAUGCCCCUUUCGCUCUGCUCAGAGAGCUGUGAAAUGAUACGAGCGGAAGGAAAAGCCCGUCGUCAUGUGAUCCGUCUAAAUGCGCGAGCCUGACAGAUCGAUACACACGCUGAAGAGGAUGGCAGACACCGGCAAGACCGAGAAAUUCCAGCUGCACGUUCCAAACCUCGCGGAAUUAUGUCAGGUGCUGCAAUCAGGACUGAAUAAGAAUUUUUCUGAUGUAAAAGUGUCUGUAACUGACUGUCCAGAUCUUACACAAGAGCCUUUUGGGUUUCCUGUCAAGGGUCUUUGUGGCAAACCUCGUAUCACCGAUGUGGGAGGUGUACCAUAUCUGAUUCCUUUGGCCCAACCGAACAAGGUGUACAACAUGAACACUGUGUCCAAGGAGGUGGAGCUGCCUGGGGGAUUUUUUCUUGGUGCUGGUGCGGUUUCCUUCAAGACAGUUGGCAUGAAUGGAGAGUUAAUGCCUCUGGUGCUGACUGAAGCUGAAGGAAGAGCUGCAGUGAAUGGCAGUUAUUUUUCAUCCAUCAACCCAGUGGAUGGAAAAUGUCUGCAGGAGAAAUAUAGCGACAGGUUCCAUGACUGUGACUUCGGCCUCCUUGCAAACCUUUAUGCAUGUGAGGGCAAACCUGGAAAGGUCAUCGAGGUGAGAGCCUGCAGAAGAACAGGAGAGGACAGUCUCGUGAGCUGCAUGAGAAAGACCAUGGAAGAACAUUAUGGGGAGAAGAGUGUGGCCCUGGGGGGAACUUUCGUCUUACAAAAGGGGAAGGCGAAGAUCCAUAUUAUGCCUCCUGAAUUCUCUGCCUGCCCUCUAAACACCAAUGAGGAGGUCAAUAACUGGCUCAGGCAUUUUGAAAUAAGUGCUCCACUGAUCUUUCAAACGGUCAUGGUGUCCAGAGACCCAGGUCUUGACCUGAGAGUGGAGCAUACACAUGGCUUCAGUCAUCAUGGUGAGGGAGGCCAUUACUACAUUGACACCACUCCAAACACAGUGGAGUACCUGGGAUACUUCCUGCCCGCUGAGUUCAUCUACCGUAUCGACCGACCCACUGAGACACACAAUAUUGGCCGAGAUUAAACUAUAGACAGUUCUUAUUUUUUUUUAAGAGCAUUAUAGACAUUAUAAUACAUUUUGCAACGUUGUUGAUGAAAAGUAAAUAAAUAAGUAUUGAGUGACUUUUCACAAUCCAAUACAUUUCACAAUACAUUUUGUACUAGAUAUUCAAGCCUUUUCAAAUAGCUCUUUUUUUUAUUAACUUCACAGGGAGAUUAGCCCAUUAAUUGAAACCUAACUGAACUGAUUUUUCACAACUGUACUACAUUUUUGCAACUGAUUUUGCACAGCAACAUUUGUGGCACCAAAUCAGCAUAUUAUAUGAUUUCUGAAGGAUCAUGUGACACUGAAGACUGGAGUAAUGGCUGCUGAAAAUUCAGCUUUGGAUUCACAGAAAUAAAUGACAUUUUAAAAUCGAUUAAAAUUGAAAACAGUUCAACUUAGCCGAAAUCAAACUGUAAUACUAUUUAACCGUAUUGCUUUUCUUUCUUUUUUCUUUUUUACUUGUAUUGUUGAUUAAAUAAAUGUAGCCUC